Aureobasidium musti is the source of this 195-nucleotide messenger RNA. The record is from the annotation of a GenBank genome assembly. Lineage: Eukaryota; Fungi; Ascomycota; Dothideomycetes; Dothideales; Saccotheciaceae.
AUGGUCAAAGAAAUCAACCACCCCACCUGUGGUCCUAUCAAACUCGUUAACACGCCCGUAAAGUUUUCGGAAAGCACGCCGGGGAUUAGAUCUCCACCGCCUACUUUGGGACAACAUACUGGUGAAGUGUUGAAGGAGCUAGGAUAUGCAGAAACAGAGGUGGAGGAAUUGAAGAGGUUGGCUGUGGUUGCGUAG